Molecule: messenger RNA, 2045 nt
Organism: Ciona intestinalis (vase tunicate)
Lineage: Eukaryota; Metazoa; Chordata; Ascidiacea; Phlebobranchia; Cionidae
Product: homogentisate 1,2-dioxygenase
Biological process (GO): L-phenylalanine catabolic process
Cellular component (GO): cytoplasm
Molecular function (GO): homogentisate 1,2-dioxygenase activity
Source: RefSeq, a predicted model, not a curated record
CGCAAAUGAUUUAAUGGGGAGUCCCACUACACAGAAAGCAAGCUUUAUCAUCAGAAGAUUGAACACAACGCUUGUAUUACGAGAAAACUAAAUAAGCCUGCAGUUUAGGUUUACUUAAACUUCUAAUUGGUUGCAGUCCACUGUAAAGUAAAGAAGGAUGAAUCAAGUAACAGCAUUAAAGUAUCUUUCGGGAUUUGGCAAUGAUUUUUCUAGUGAAGAUCCAAGAUGUCCAAACUCAUUGCCUGAGGGUCAAAACAACCCACAAAAAUGUCCUUAUGGACUUUACGCAGAGCAGUUAUCUGGUUCAGCAUUCACUUGCCCAAGAGGUAGCAACAGAAGAAGUUGGUUGUACCGUAUUCUACCAUCUGUUAAGCAUGAGCCAUUCAAGCCAUAUAGCCAACCAAAGUCAGUGGGUGGAAUAACGCACGCAUGGGACAAUGAGCAUCCAAACCCAAACCAAAUGCGCUGGAAGCCAUUCAAAAUGUCCUCCGAAAAGCUGGAUUUCAUUGACAGCUUGUCAACAGUUUGUGGGGCUGGAGAUGCCAAGUCUCGUAAUGGAAUCGCAAUUCAUAUUUACUGCUGCAACUCCAGUAUGGAUAACAAAGCAUUUUAUAAUUCUGAUGGUGAUUAUGUCAUAGUUCCACAGCAGGGUGACCUUCGGAUACAAACCGAAUUCGGUCUGAUGGAUGUGGCACCAAAUGAGAUAUGCGUCAUUCAACAAGGCAUGAGGUUUAGUGUUGAUGUUUCAGGCCCAUCGAGAGGUUAUAUAUUGGAGGUGUUUGGAGUUCAUUUUCAGCUGCCUGAUCUUGGACCAAUUGGAGCGAACGGUCUCGCCAACCCAAGGGACUUUCUGACUCCUUCAGCAUAUUUUGAAAACAAGAAAGAACCCUACUCCAUAAUCUCCAAAUACCAAGGAGCACUCUUCGUAGCUCAACAAGACCACUCUCCAUUUGAUGUAGUUGCGUGGCAUGGAAACUACGCACCAUAUAAAUACGACCUUGAAAAGUUUAUGGUGAUAAACGCGGUAAAAUACGACCAUCCAGACCCUUCUAUUUUCACAGUUUUAACCGCUCAGUCAACUCGUCCUGGAGUUGCAAUCGCCGAUUUUGUCAUCUUUCCACCAAGAUGGUCUGUUCAUGAAGGCACCUUCCGUCCACCUUAUUAUCACAGGAACUGCAUGAGUGAGUUCAUGGGCAUCAUCAAGGGUUCAUAUGAAGCAAAAUCUGGGAGCCUCCCUGGUAGCGCUACUCUACACAGUGUUAUGACCCCUCAUGGUCCUGAUGCUGUUGUCUUUGAAAAAGCUUCCAAUGCUGAGCUUAAGGCAGAGUUCAUUGGCAAGGGUGCGCAAGCGUUUAUGUUUGAGUCCUCACUGAGCAUGGCGCUCACAAAAUGGGGCAACGAGACUUGCGAAUGUGUGGAUGGUGAUUACUUCAAAUGCUGGGAAGGUCUUCAGGUGCAUUUCAAUGGCAAGAGAGAUCCAGAGGCCACCUCUGAGUAAUUGUGUAACAUAAACAAUUAAAGGGAAUAACUGUGUGGUUAAUUAUAUUUUUUCCAAUAACAGCAUUGUACACAUUCUAUCAUGUUAUAUUGUUAUAAAAAAUCAAGUUUUAAUUAUUCAACUUACUGUUUAUUGUUUUAUGCUGUUUAAUUUUUCAAUUCACAAUAGAGUAAACUUGCUUGCCUCAGUUUGUCAUGUAAAUAUGAAAACUGCCCUGCUUCACACACAAAGUAGCAAUUAUAGUUUAAAACUCACAAUCAAUUUAAUGAAAUAAACUCUAAAUGUUUUUGCAACUUCUGGUUUUAUUGACUGGGUAAUAUACAUCUUUUCGUACUAUCUUUUCUAAUUUUUCUUUUAUCCCAUUUUUGUUCCAAUGUAAUUUGACCUGCACUGUGCUUGCUUUAUUUUUAACAAUUUGUUGAUUUUUUAAACUUCAGUAGAUACACAAUUUACCCCUGUUAUGCAGGCGAUGGUUGUUAAUUCAUUUCGAAAAUUUUCCCGGACCUUCUAUGUACAUGUCUAUUUAAUGCGCUUUGUGUGUAUUAGA